AUGCAUGGCGUGAUUGCCCAACUAAUCUGGGCAUUUUUAUGUCUGAUUCUGAGACACACUUAUGCUCAGGAGCCGGAUGAGUGUGCGAGGGUUCACGCCAUAAUAGCGCGGGGCCAAGGUGGCGGCGACGAUCUCAACGUGAUGAGCACACUUUCAGACCUGAUCCUUCAGCAGAUCCCGGACUCAACCACAGUUGGCUUACCCUAUGAUCAUGAAAAUGUUCUAAGCAAUGAGGCCAAGAGGCUCACGGUUCAUGAUGGUGCAGUUCUCAUGCAGGAGUUUAUUGAAGAGUACCUCGAAAGCUGCCCCGACACGAAACUUGUAGUAAUUGGGUAUUCGAUGGGCGCAAUUGUCAUGAUGGAUGCCAUUUGCGGAACCAGUCAGGUUGGGUUUCUCUUCGUUGCUCCUCUUGAACGAAGCUAUAAUGAGUCAAUCAUAGCUGCCAUCGCGUAUGGCGAUGAAACAUACGUCCCCGGAAUGCCGUGGAAUGUGGGGAACUGCACGCUCGGCAUAGGGGUGAGUAUUUCCCUAACUCCAAUCUCCCCCUCAACGAUGAAGCACAGUCUAAAAUGUGGCUACGAGCUCAUCCCUCGCAUGAAUGCCGCAUUAUGUGACCCAUUUGGUAGCUCACUACAUAGCUAUUGUGAUUACGGCGACGAACAAUGCUGCUCGCCUUAUCCAGCAGACGGAAACGCUGCCCACCAUACCUAUGUCAACAAAUAUAACCAAAAUGUGGUGGAAUUUAUCAAACAUCGACUGGCGACAUUCAAAGUAUGA
Molecule: messenger RNA, 777 nt
Organism: Penicillium antarcticum
Lineage: Eukaryota; Fungi; Ascomycota; Eurotiomycetes; Eurotiales; Aspergillaceae
Exons: 3
Coding region: 1-777 (258 amino acids)
Molecular function (GO): hydrolase activity
Source: RefSeq, a predicted model, not a curated record